AUGCCCGGAAUACUCCUAUCCGAAAACCAUGUCGGUCUCGCGCUCCCCUUCGAACAAGAAGGCUACACCUACGAAUGCACCCUGUUCCGGGUAGACGAGACGACCAUUGCCCCAGCGGCCUUCGUCGACUACCGGGUGGACCCCACAGGACACCCAGACUUCACCACCAUCCUCACGCACGAGGACUGGGAGAUCGACGAGUACCACCUGGCGUUUGCCGUAGCCCGCAGCCAGCUCCAAAAGGGGACGCACUUCGACGUGGACCGGCCGUGCUUCGCGGUCCUCGUCUACGAGGGGCGCCGGGACAAGACUCGCCUCUACCGGUGCACGUACCGCCGGGCGACUGAAACCACCACCACCGGCACCACCGAUGGGGCCGGGGACUCCGAGAUUAUGGUCGCCUCCUGCGAGGAGGUCGAGGUGCCGGACCCCUGCGACUUGCACCGUCAGGUUACUUCGCGGUUGGCUGCCAGGGCCAAUGCCGCUGAAAACGACGAAGACAUCCGGUCGAUGGUUGCUAGGCAGGCUCCGAUUACCAACGUGGUGGAAUGGUCCGAGCACUUGGAUAUUAGGCAGACGGUGGAGGAGCGCAUUCGGGAUGAUAUGCAGGAACGCAGCUUGAACUGGGAGUAG
Messenger RNA from Aspergillus homomorphus CBS 101889, 633 nucleotides. RefSeq lists its product as uncharacterized. The record is from RefSeq and is a predicted model, not a curated record. NCBI's taxonomy places the organism in Eukaryota, Fungi, Ascomycota, Eurotiomycetes, Eurotiales, Aspergillaceae. The transcript has a single exon. The coding region runs from base 1 to 633 and encodes 210 amino acids.